AUGUCGGCAGCAGACUACUAUCGUGGAGACGACAAGCAACAAUUCAACCGCCCUCCCGCGGCGCCACCCGCCGGCGACAGGGGUUACCCGGGUCAAGGCUAUGAUCAAGGCUAUCAGCCGCAGCAGGCCUACUACCAGCAGCCGGCACCCCAGGCGAUGCCACCGCAGGGCUACUACGCCGAGCAGCCUCCGAUGCCGCCGCCCCAGGGGUACUACGGUCCUCCUCCGCAGCAGCCGAUCUAUGUGCAGCAGCCUGCGCAGGCGCCGAGCAAGAACGACAGCUGCCUGGUUGCAUGUCUAGGAGGGAUGUGCUUGUGCUACACGCUGGACAUGCUAUUCUGA
This is a messenger RNA of Eremothecium gossypii ATCC 10895, 342 nucleotides long. RefSeq lists its product as uncharacterized. The transcript has 2 exons. NCBI's taxonomy places the organism in Eukaryota, Fungi, Ascomycota, Saccharomycetes, Saccharomycetales, Saccharomycetaceae. Bases 1 to 342 code for a protein of 113 amino acids. The record is from RefSeq and is marked provisional.